AGCCCGUCAGUAACUUCCUGUUUCCACAAAUGACGUCACACGGGUAACAUUCAACAAACAAUUUCGAAACCGAAACUGCGGAUAACUUGAAAAACAACUCUUCGUUAUUGUGGUGGUCACUAGAUGCAAAUAUCUUACAUAUUUGUCACCUACUCGAGCAUCGGAUAGAGUUGACAAUCAACGAAUUUUAGCUGUCCCACUCAUAUUUGAGGAGCGAAGAAAGCUAGCAGGGCUGCUAAGUUAAGCUAACGUUAAGUGGAUAUCCAGCUGGGAACUAGCUAGCGAGUUAGCAACAAAAACUCGAAAGCACUUAGUAAUUUAACAGAAAGCUCAACGUCUAUCAACAUGGAGAAUAAAUAUAACCUCAAGAGUCCAGCGGUAAAGAGGCUGAUGAAAGAAGCUGCUGAACUGAGAGAUCCCACAGAGCACUACCACGCACAGCCACUGGAAGAUAACCUCUUUGAAUGGCACUUCUCCGUGCGUGGGCCCCCAGAUUCAGAUUUUGAUGGUGGGGUUUACCAUGGGAGGAUCAUACUACCACCAGAGUACCCCAUGAAGCCCCCUAGCAUCAUCCUCCUCACACCAAAUGGAAGAUUCGAAGUUGGGAAGAAGAUUUGUCUGAGCAUUUCUGGCCACCAUCCAGAGACCUGGCAGCCCUCUUGGAGCAUCCGAACUGCCCUAAUAGCUAUAAUUGGAUUCAUGCCAACAAAAGGAGAGGGAGCAAUAGGAUCUCUUGAUUAUACCCCAGAGGAGAGGAGGGCCCUUGCCAAAAAGUCUCAGGACUUUUGCUGUGAGACCUGUGGUUGCUCCAUGCGCUCUGCCCUCCAGGCUCUGACACCCAACAGCAGCCCCAUUUCCAAGGACCACCAGGCCCAAGAAUUGGCCCAGCAAAUCAACUUCAAGGCAGAGUCAAGUUUAUCCAGUCAAGCAAGUGAGACUGGAGGAGCAGAAAGCCAUCCUUCCACACUCCUCCAGGGAGACACCUCCACAUCUGCAGUCCAGGAAGAUGCUGACAGGCCCCAGGCUGAACAAACAGAGGUGUCUCCAGCUACAGGAGUAGAGGAAUCUCAGCCUCCCACGGCCCCCAACACUUAUCAUCGUCUCAGCCCCCGGCAGCGUCGCAGCCAACAGCACAACCAGCAGGGCCAGAGAGACAGCAGAGCUCCAGCCAGCAGGCCAGCCUUCACCCCAGCCCCCCCUCAACCUCAGGAUGAAAGCUACGCAGGCUCCGCUGUCCUCAUCGUAGUGCUCACACUGGCACUGGCUGCACUCAUCUUCCGCAGGAUCUACCUGGCUCAAGAGUACAAGUUUGACUACGAGCUGUGACCACACACUAGACUUCCCCCACUUCACCCUCCUCACCCUCUCAGGUCAGCCCCUCCUGUCACCACCCCAGCCGAACUGUGACUGAGGAAGUGGCUGACACUGACAUUCUGGUCUCCCUGAUCACCACCAAAGGCUUCAGUUCCCACAGAGAGCGAACUUUGAUUCCUGCAGAGGAGGUGCUCCACUCACCUCACUACAACUCCUGGGUGGCUUUUAAUCAAUGUGAAUUUUACUCUCUAGAGUGUAAUGCAUUUUUAGAACAGGAAGCUUUGUUGUUUGUGAUCAGCUCAGCAGCCACCACAUGUCCCUUUCCAUGUAAUUGCUGCAUGUUCCCAUUACUUAAUUAAAACUGUAAUAAUAUAUGUCAGCAACAUGGAAUUAUGAGGGUUUUUCUCAGAGUAAUUUAAUUAUAUAAGCAUCUGCACAGAGUGUAUGUGCUAUAAUGACUUAUUUUUAUGUGCUUUAACUUCCUUGUUAGCUACACGGCUCAAUUUUAACGGUGCAAGGAACAGCCAUUCCAAAGUGAACACUGAUGAUUUUGUUCCGCAUGGGUGUAGCUGGUAUGGUACUUCAGGCUUAAAGUUAUGAUAGACAAUAACAGUGUUGUGCAUAAAAGAUAAGUAUAAAACAUGGAACAUCACUUGUGUUUAAAUAGUUGGAAAGUGGGCAGUAAUAAAUGAGGGUAAUCAGAUGACUCCCACUUCAUUUAGGUUGCUAGGUUACAACUGACAAGUCUGUGUGUAGUACUCAAAUAAUGUGGCCCUGAUGUACCUGAAAAUAAAAAGAGAUGCUGCAUCCAAACAUUCUCAGGUGCUUGGCCUUUCUCUCACCUUUUUAGAAUAACUAACAAAACUCUCAAGAGUCAACAUCACCACAGCAGAAGACAGGUCAAUAUAUUUGACGCUGGGCAUGAAAACAUGGCAUUCUAUUAUACCUGAAAAUAAAAGAAAAAUAAGCAGCAACCAAAUAUUGUCAGAUACUUGCCCUUUCUCUCACCCCUUUUGCAGAGUGAAUAACAUUAAUAUAAUUUAAUGAACCUGCCACUGUAUGCUUGCAACAGCACCUCCUGCAGUCUUACAUUAAUGGGGUACAUAUCAAAGUAUACCUCCAGGUGUUGGAGAGUGCUGCUGCAUAUGUGAAUAAAGUUAAAUAAAGCCAUGAGUGUCUUCUGCAGGAGCUGAGUGAAGGCUGAUUAAAGUGAUGUCACUUGAGUCAGCGUGGGCUGGAGCUGAAUUUAAAAAGUCUGAGCUACAUUAGCCACUACUAGCAUAACAUGCCUGAUUCACCAAUCAAAUUGUUAGUGGUCAGGUUGCAUAGUGGGUAGCUUGUGUGCCGGGCUUUGACAAUGUUGUGUGGCAUCAAUUUUAACAAUUUGCAACAAUUUCUGUGAGGUAGCCGGCACAUCUGAAGAGUGGCUGUACUCGAGCAUUAUAGAAAAAGCAGGAUUUAGCAGCCAGAACAAAGGUGAAGGCAGGUUUGCUUUGCUUUGUGGCCUGGAAAUCUGUUUACGGUUUAAUCAUUUUGACAAUACAUAGUUUUGCUUUGAAUGCAUUUGCUAACUGGAGAGUAUAAAUAGUUUAAAAUUAUAAAUUCGUAAUUGUUGGAAUUGCAUUGCAAAUUAGUGUGUUAUUUUGCUCUUGCUGAUAAAAUCAUCACCCUUGGGGGCGGCUGUGGCUCAGGAGGUAGACCGGGUUGUUUCCCCAACCGGAAGAUCAGCAGUUCGAUUCCUGGCUUGUCCAGUCAACAUAUCAAAGUGUCCUUGAGCAAGACACUGAACCCCCAGUUGCUCCUGGUGAUGUCAUCCGUGUGUGAGUGCGAAUAGGUGAAUGGCCGAAUAGUGUGAAAGCGCUUUGAGUGUGCUGAAAAGCGCUAUACAAGUAUAAGACCAUUUUACCAUUCACUUUUGCUCCAAAAUACCAACUAUUCACUGGAUAAUUGGUAUUUUGGAUAGUAUCCACUUUGUGCUCUCUUGUUUAACUCAAACUCUCACCUUUUGCUGAGCAUAAUACCAAAAUCAAAAAGAGAACUUCAAGGUCAGGAAAUCAAAACACUGUAGACGCACUGCCUGUGCUGGUUGUUAUGCCACCACUAAAAUAGAAGCCAUAGUGUAAAAAUCAAAGCAGACCUGAGAGGAGAAAGAAGUGUGGAGGACUGAUUAAAUGCAACAUGUUUACUGACAUAUACAGUAUAAGGGCACAGUGUUCUGAACUGUUAUUACCACAACAACAUCUGCUGUACUGGUGAGAUCACUUCAGGGCUUAUCCGCACCAGUCAACGUGACUGGUCUUCAGAAAACACAACAAAGCAGCAGGUUCAGCCAACUAUCUGCUUGCUUUCAAGAUGUGUGACUUAUUGGAUCUUCAGACAGAUUCUGCCUUAACACCUAUGGCAGAUUUGAUAUAUUUUCUUUCAUUUUUCUUUGAACUCUGUGACCCGCACCACGUGACUGUGAUUGAAUUGUAUCUUUUCUUCAUUGCCUCUUUCUCAUCCUGGCCUCCCUGCUGUAGCGAUUUCUCCGGAUUCUCUGAAUCUUUUGAUGAUAUUAUGGACUGCAGGUGAUGAAAUACCUAAAUUCCUUGCAAUUGUAUGUUGAGAAACGUUGUUCUUAAGCUGUUGGACUAUUUGCUCAUGCAGUUGUUCACAAAGGAGUUAAACUGUGCCCCAUCCUUGCUUGUGAAUGACAGUCUUUUGCAAUGCUCCUUUUAUACCCAAUCAUGAUGCUCACCUGUUUCCAAUAAACAUGUUCACCUGUACAAUGUUCCAAAGAGGUGUUUUUUGAGCAUUCCUCAACUUUCCCAGUCUUUUGUUGCCCCUGUCCCAGCUCUUUUAGA
This is a messenger RNA of Monopterus albus (swamp eel), 4157 nucleotides long. RefSeq names its product ubiquitin-conjugating enzyme E2, J1 (gene ube2j1). Bases 346 to 1326 code for a protein of 326 amino acids. The transcript is spliced from 8 exons. The record is from RefSeq and is a predicted model, not a curated record. Lineage: Eukaryota; Metazoa; Chordata; Actinopteri; Synbranchiformes; Synbranchidae.